Echinococcus granulosus is the source of this 675-nucleotide messenger RNA. RefSeq lists its product as hypothetical. The coding region runs from base 1 to 675 and encodes 224 amino acids. Lineage: Eukaryota; Metazoa; Platyhelminthes; Cestoda; Cyclophyllidea; Taeniidae. The transcript is spliced from 8 exons. Gene Ontology annotation, biological process: cristae formation. The record is from RefSeq and is a predicted model, not a curated record. Gene Ontology annotation, cellular component: MICOS complex.
AUGAGCAUUGCUAAAAAGCUUUGGCAGGAGGAUAGGACUUCAGCGGCCCAAAGCGCAGUUAAACAAGAUCCAGAUCACUUCAGCACUGGUUACAAAUGCAAAGUUGCAGAGUCUCUCAAUAUAUUGGCCAGAUUACAGAAGUCUGGACAAGGAGUGCCGCUUCAAAUUCGUUUUGUAGGUGCGAUGGUGAAGGCUGGUGACUUACCAAUUUACAAUAGUCUUAUUGACGAAAGUAAGGAGUAUAUCCUCGUGCCCAAGCCUGAUUCCAAAUUGAGGAGUGGCCUACAUAGACUUAUCACACCAACUCGCCAGUCGGUUAUGCGUUGGUACGGAGCAACAGAGACAAAUGCACAAAAGUCAGCUAGAUUCCUGGUUGAAAAUUCGAUGGCCAUCUGUAGACGUGUGCAUGAGGAUCCGGUUGUGCUUGCUCGAGCGGGUUUUAUCAUGGUGUGCGGCCUAGGUGGUGUCGUUCUUGGUGGCAGAGGAGUCCUGCGUCAAUUUGCUUAUGGUGGUCUUGGUGUGGGUUUUGGGACUGUUAUGUGUUACCCUUCCAGUUCACUUAAGGCGAUGGACUAUGCUUGGGAUUCUACUACAAGCAAGUUGAUUGAGGCGUCAGAGGUGAUAAAGCGGAAAUACAAACGACAUCCACGAAACUUAGUCCAUACAGUUUUGUAG